This is a messenger RNA of Myotis myotis, 4233 nucleotides long. Its product is annotated as serine/threonine-protein kinase Kist. NCBI's taxonomy places the organism in Eukaryota, Metazoa, Chordata, Mammalia, Chiroptera, Vespertilionidae. Gene Ontology annotation, cellular component: nucleus; neuronal ribonucleoprotein granule. Gene Ontology annotation, molecular function: ribonucleoprotein complex binding; UDP-N-acetylglucosamine diphosphorylase activity; ATP binding. The transcript is spliced from 11 exons. The coding region runs from base 2237 to 3805 and encodes 522 amino acids. The record is from RefSeq and is a predicted model, not a curated record. Gene Ontology annotation, biological process: UDP-N-acetylglucosamine biosynthetic process; peptidyl-serine phosphorylation; positive regulation of translational initiation.
CCUUUUUCACCGUCCUGCUUUGCUUGUCUUCAUAGCAUUGCCUCGUCACACUCCUGACACUGCACCUGUCUCUCCCACGCUGGGGUGUGGGCGUGUGCAGAGUUGCUUGGUCCACUGCUUUGUCCAUCACCUGGCUGACCGUGGUACUCAUGAUAUCUUUGUCACACGAACUAAUGGCAAUGACAGUCCAUAGUUUUCCUCUUAAAGUCUCCCGCAGUAUCUGCAUAUUCCAGGACCUGCUGGAGGAACCUGCUCAUGCACGUAGGUGAGAGGUGGCUGGGCCCUCGUCUGUCCUCCACCAGCGGCAACACAGGGAACAGCAGCAGCCUUAGCCCUGCGUCCGCUCCUGGAAUGCUUUAUUCACUGGGUUAUGGUCAUGCUCUUCUCACUGGCUGGACUUCUCUCUGUUCUUGUAUCCUUGACAAACUUCAUCCUCCAAAGCCGGACUCCGACAGUGGCCACCCUCGUGUUCAGGAGGCCGUCGCUCUGGCCUGGGGCGCACGUGCUUUUACACGAGAGCAUGUAGGAGGGCUUCCUGGGUGCCGCGUGCAGGCUGAAUGCUCAGCAUGGCACUGGCUCAUCGAUCCUCUUCACCUUCGCGUGAGCACGCUCUCAUCUUGCUUUGCAGAUGAGGAAGAUGAGGCCACUUGCUCCAGGCCACAGAGUUAGCAGAUAGUGGAGCUGGGGCACGGCCCCAGCCGGUCUGACCCCAGAGCCCGCUCUGGUUAAUACCCCCAACUGUACGUGAGGCCUUCACUGAGCGGCUAGUAUUUCCUCUGCUUUUUUGAGAGAUGCUGCCGAUUGUGGAAAGGUCUUAGGUAUUAGGGUCAGGGUUAAAAUUCUGGGUUAGAAUUCCUGUUCUAUCUACGAGGUAAGUAGCCUUGGGCAGAGUAGUUAGCCUCUUUGAGCCUCAUUUUCUCAUCAGUUAUAAAGAUUAUUUUAUUUAUGCCUUUGAACUUCUGUGAGGGAAAUUUCAUUGUUCCCAUUUCACAGAUGAAGGUACCAGAGUUGAAUGGAUCUGCUCAUUGGCCCAAGCAAUAGAGUCCCAGGAGUAAAAGUAGGUUCUGUUUGGUUCCCAAACCCAUAAAGUCCGACUUCAGGCUGGAGUGUGUGCGGGGCCUCUGAGGACGCUGGUCCUGGCAGAUGGAGACCGAAGGGAGGCGGUGGAGGGUGGUUAGGGUCUCGGCACAGUACGGUAGAGCUGUCCCGUGUCAUCAGCAAGCCUUCGUUUUCAUUUCAUGGUCAAGCCUCAGUGUGGUCGCAGAUCAGUGUGACUCGGAAAGUGUUUUACUGCGGGUGUCAUUCCUUCACGCUGUCCCGUAAAGCUCCUCACCCACGGGCCCGGGCCUUCUCUUCCUCUCUCCGUUUCACUGACAUUUUUGCAAAGUGAGUCAGCUACAAGAACAUCAAGUGUGUCUGUAUUCCUGACUGAACGCCGUGUGAAUAACGUGUGUCUCUCGUGCGCACACACAGAUACAGUCUUUGCCUGGCAGGCAGGGUAGCUCGGCCGUGAGAGCGUGGACCGAGCUGCCUCUGAGGUGGGGUCCCAGCUUUCCCAGCUCAGGGCCUGGCCAUGUCUCUGGCUCUAUUUCUUCCUGCAAAGUAGCCCCAUAGCAGCAUGGCAGUUGUCCUGCGGACUCGAGGCACCGUGUGUGCGGAGCAGUUAGGGUGCUGCCCGUGAGCGCACGUGGUGGGUGUGCGUGGUGCUGCUCAGGUCCUGUUGGAAUGGCGUGGAUGCCCCCUCUCGCCGUCCCCACGGUGCAUACGGCGGGCGGUGUCCUUGGUGCCUUCCCUUCCGAGCUGAGCCGUCACUGCCCAGUGAUGCCUUCACAGUGACCCGCCUGCUUCCUUGGCGCCCGUCGCCCGGUCCUUGUGCCUGUGUGGCCGUCCCUCGUGGCCCUGCUCGGGUUGGCCUCUGCGCCUCGGUUCUCUCUGAAAGUGCUGCUGCCUGUUCAGAGGGCUGCUGUUGGCUUCCAGGACUCUGGUUACUUAGUUUUCAGGGCUCUUGGCAUUUGCCUCUAGCCCAACCCACAUCCCUCCCGUCAUCCACACAAGACGCCCACACAGGCCUGCUCCAGUGGCCGCCAGCUGUGCCUCCUCCUAUCUCAUCUGUGUCAUCUGCUCGGCCCUCCAGGCACAGCUGUGUGCACUUCCGCUCUGAACUCUCCUUUUCUCUGUGAGGUUUCUAGGUGCAGAAAUCGCACCCCUGUUUUCACAAAGCGUGGCCCCAGGCAUCAUGAACGUCAGUGAUCUCAGACUCCGCUUGUCCCAAGCUGGGCAGGAACACCUGCUGCAGUUCUGGAAUGAGCUGGAGGAAGCCCAGCAGGUAGAGCUCUAUGCAGAGCUCCAGGCCAUGAACUUUGAGGAGCUGAACGUCUUUUUCCGAAAGGCCACUGAAGGGUUUAACCAGUCCUCCCAACAAGAGAAGGUGGAUGCGCGGAUGGAGCCUGUGCCCCGGGAGGUGCUGGGCAGUGCCACUAGAGACCAGGACCAGCUCCAGGCCUGGGAAAGUGCAGGACUCCUCCACAUUUCUCAGAACAGAGUGGCGGUUCUUCUUCUAGCCGGUGGGCAGGGCACGCGGCUCGGUGUCACAUACCCCAAGGGGAUGUAUGAUGUUGGCUUGCCCUCCCAUAAGACCCUUUUCCAGCUUCAAGCGGAGCGAAUCCUGAAGCUUCAGCAGCUAGCUGAGAAGCGCCAUGGGAACAGAUGCACCAUCCCCUGGUACAUCAUGACCAGCGGCAGGACGAUGCAGUCCACAGAGGAGUUCUUCGCCAGGCACAGAUACUUCGGCUUACAGAAGGAGAACGUCAUCUUUUUCCAGCAGGGGAUGCUGCCAGCUAUGAGUUUUGAUGGCAAAAUUAUUUUGGAAGAGAAGAGCAAGGUGUCCAUGGCUCCAGACGGGAACGGAGGCCUUUACCGGGCUCUGGCCGCCGGGGACAUCGUGGGGGACAUGGAGCGCAGAGGCGUGGUCAGCGUUCACGUCUACUGCGUCGACAACAUCCUGGUGAGAGUGGCAGACCCACGGUUCAUCGGAUUCUGCAUUCAGCAGGGAGCGGACUGCGGCGCCAAGGUGGUGGAGAAGACGAACCCGACAGAGCCGGUGGGCGUGGUGUGCCGCGUGGACGGGGUGUACCAGGUGGUGGAGUACAGCGAGAUCUCCCUGGCCACGGCGCAGCGGCGGGGCCCGGAUGGACGGCUGCUGUUCAACGCGGGGAACAUCGCCAACCAUUUCUUCACCGUGCCCUUUCUGAGAGACAUUGUCAAUGUGCACGAGCCGCAGCUGCAGCACCAUGUGGCUCAGAAGAAGAUCCCGUGUGUGGACUCCCAGGGGCAGCGCGUGAAGCCCGACAAGCCAAACGGAAUAAAGAUGGAAAAGUUCGUCUUCGACAUCUUCCAGUUUGCAAAGAAGUUUGUGGUGUAUGAGGUGCUGCGGGAAGACGAGUUCUCCCCUCUGAAGAACGCAGAUAGUCAGAACGGCAAGGACAACCCCACCACGGCCCGGCAUGCGCUCAUGUCCCUGCACCACUGCUGGGUGCUCAAUGCCGGGGGCCACUUCAUCGACGAGAACGGCCGCCGCCUGCCCGCCAUCCCCCGCACUGGUGCGCACGGACAGCCCGAGGCCGUCACAGCCGGGGUCGCGGACAACUUGAAGGACGCCAGCGAUGACCCAAUCCAGUGUGAAGUCUCCCCCCUCACCUCCUACGCCGGAGAAGGCCUGGAGGGCCUCGUGGCCCACAGGGAGUUCCACGCGCCUCUGAUCAUUGACGAGCAUGGGGUCCACGAGCUGGUGAAGAACGGGCUGUGAGGCAGGCGCUGUCCUCGCCCCGAGAGCAGCUUCUCCUGGUGACGGACCCACGGGACCCGCAGGCCCUCAGGCUGCCUCCUGCUCUGCGAGCCCCUGAAGCUGCUGCACGGCCCCAGGAGCCGUGGACUGAGUUCAAGGCAUUUCUGUGACUCUCAGCUCAUUGAAGGUCUUAUUUAUAUUUUUCAAUUGUAGGAUGUUCCCCAGCCCAGGGGACCAUGCGUCCGGGACACAUCCUGCCGCGUGUGUCGGGCAGGGUGCGCGCUCGGCCCUCGGCGGGGCCUGGCCCCUCACGGUGCACAGAGAGAGAAUGUGCACUGCUCACGUCGAAGGGUUUCUAUGGUACUGAAGGUUGGUUUUACUUUAUCAAAAAGUAAACUUUUUAAAGAAAAGAAUUAGGGAAAUAAACUUUUAGUCUCUGUGGAGUGUCA